Molecule: messenger RNA, 1637 nt
Organism: Leptomonas pyrrhocoris
Lineage: Eukaryota; Euglenozoa; Kinetoplastea; Trypanosomatida; Trypanosomatidae
Exons: 1
Coding region: 129-1637 (502 amino acids)
Source: RefSeq, a predicted model, not a curated record
AGGUACAAGACGCCUGUGUGUGUCACACACAAACGCACAUACACCUUUCUCUCAAUUCAUAUAUAUCUGCAUGUGGACGCACUGCGCGCGCGAAAUCACGAAACGCGAACCAGACAGAGUUGUUCAAGAUGUUCCUGAACCGUAAUGAGACCUUCCUGACGUCCUUUGUUCUGGACGACCUCCUCAACAGACUAGUCGCCGGCGUGUACGAAAAACGUCCUGUCAGCUCCCGCGAAGUGCUCGAGCUGAUGUCGGAAACUCUCGAAUCCACAAAGAUGAAACAGUGGUAUUACAGUGAAACAGUGCGGUCCUUCAAGAGCACAGUCGACGCACUGAAUCGGCGCGGCUUUCCGAUGCAGAUGACGUGUCCGUUGUACUUCCGCGUCCCGCUAGAGGACGGCGGAGUGGACGAACUUUUCCCCAGCGGGUCGCAAGUCGCCGUAACACCGAACAACUACGACACCUUCGGCAUCAUGUUGAAGCAGUACUACCGCUACAGAAGCAAUCCAGACGCCGGCGGCUCCUACUACGACGCGGCGCGCCGCUUCCUGCCCAUCAAUGUACACCGAAACCUGCUGAAUCUCAGUUUUUUACCGGUGCUUAAGCUUGUCUCGGAGCACUUAUUGAACCCAGACUCGCCGUGGUGCGUGCGCUCGGAGGAGGAGUGGGCCCAGCUUGGCGUGACCUACGCCGUGCCGCUGGCGGGGCGCUUCUUUCCGGUAGACCCGACAAAGCCCGCCAUGACGUCGGUGCCUUUUGCCGAGGCGAGUCGCUACGUGGAGCUGGCGAGUGAUACGGUGAACAAGCUCAACAACUUGCUCAAAACCGGCGCAGCGCUCAACGCAUUCCGCUUGACUAGCACGGCGGCCCCGCCGCAACCGUUGCACCCGCCUUCCGCAGCGACGUCACCGGAAUGCGACGUCGCGACGAGGCUUUCGCCGCUUCCACCGCAGCAACAGCAGCGACAACAGACGACCGCAUCGCGCGUGACACACUCAUUUAAUGAAUUUGCAGAAUUAGAAAGCAUUGGGUUACGUCGCGAGACGUGUCAGAACAUGACAGCAGCUGAGCUCAGCUUCUGGGACUACAUCCUGCAGCUGCGGCGAAACCCAACACUGACACAGGACGUUUCUUUUCGUUUAGAAUUUGGAGGGGGAAAAUACAUCGACCUCGAAGCCAACGGGGCCUUUAUCCCGGUGACCAAGUACAACGUGGCGCAGUUUUUCGAGGCGGCGGUGCAGCAGCAAGACGAGGUGCACCGCUACAUCAACGGAAUCGCCUCCACGACGACGAUGGCGACAACGAGCAGCGCGUUGGCGGCGGCGGGGGUUUCGCCAGGGGAGGCCGGGACACGGCGAUCGUCCCUUCCCAUGCUGCCGCCGCCGCCGGGGGGAACGGUGAGGACGGCCGCCGCACCCGCACCGCGGCGAUGGCGACGGACCCCGACUCCACCAGCGCAGGAGAGUCGGUGGCGUGGAACGAGACGCGGCUGCGGCGGUCUGACGUGGACUCGGCCGUGGUGCGCUCCAUGCUGGGGCUGCGCGUGCUAUACCACGAGAACCGCCUCACCGCGGCCGACGUCGGCGGGCAAAGCCUUCGUUUCUGCAUCCCGUGCGCGGAGGGCGUGUACAACUUAA